Messenger RNA from Spinacia oleracea (spinach), 601 nucleotides. Its product is annotated as peptidyl-prolyl cis-trans isomerase FKBP12. Gene Ontology annotation, molecular function: peptidyl-prolyl cis-trans isomerase activity. The transcript has 5 exons. NCBI's taxonomy places the organism in Eukaryota, Viridiplantae, Streptophyta, Magnoliopsida, Caryophyllales, Amaranthaceae. The record is from RefSeq and is a predicted model, not a curated record. The coding region runs from base 75 to 413 and encodes 112 amino acids. Gene Ontology annotation, cellular component: cytoplasm.
UCUAGAAAAACCUACUUGCAAGACGUUGAGAUUCCUAAGAACACUAGAGCAGCGCAAAAUCAACACCGGAAGAAAUGGGAGUAGAGAAGGAGGUUCUCAGGGCUGGCACCGGUCUCAAACCGGUAACCGGUCAGAAUGUCACCGUUCACUGCACUGGUUAUGGGAAAAAUAGGGACCUCUCUCAGAAGUUCUGGAGCACCAAGGAUCCCGGGCAACAACCAUUUUCAUUUAACGUUGGCAAGGGAAAUGUGAUCAAAGGAUGGGAUGAAGGCGUACUGGGAAUGCAAGUGGGUGAAGUCGCUCGUCUAACAUGCACUCCAGAUUAUGCUUAUGGCACUGGCGGAUUUCCUGCUUGGGGAAUACAGCCUAACUCCACCUUGGUGUUUGAGAUCGAAGUGUUAAACGCUCAGUAAAUUAGCUGCUUACAUUUUCGUUAAAUCUUUUUCACAAGAACAAGAAUAAAUGUAGAACUAUAUGUGCUGUUGAAUGUCAGAACAGCGGCUACUGUAAUAUUUAUCUUUGUGCAACAAAAAAACUUCUACAAUUUCACAUUUAGGUAUUUGACCAAGGGGAAUCUGCAUCCGGUUGAAUUUCUAUUCAA